Messenger RNA from Prunus avium (sweet cherry), 421 nucleotides. The record is from RefSeq and is a predicted model, not a curated record. NCBI's taxonomy places the organism in Eukaryota, Viridiplantae, Streptophyta, Magnoliopsida, Rosales, Rosaceae.
GAAACAGAGCAGGGUUUUAGAGGGUUUUAACCUUUGACAACAAACGUCUUCCCUUCCCUUUGUCUGUGUGUUAAGUCUUAACAACUAGAACCCUUCAACAAGGCAUCGGCCAUGGGCGUUGCACAAGACUCCUCGGCCGACCCUCCAAAGAACAACAAGCAAAAGUCUAAUGAUGGAAAGCAAAUUCCUCAUUCGGCCAUUGAUAAGGAAUUCCUUGCCGCUCCUAUCAAAUCUGCCACGGACAAAUUCGCACUUCUGCCGGAGUUUCUAAAGGUGAGAGGGCUGGUAAAGCAACAUUUGGACUCGUUUAAUUACUUUGUGAACACGGGAAUCAAGAAAAUUGUUCGUGCCAAUGAUCGGAUUGUGUCUGGCGUCGAUCCAAGUAUUUACCUUAGGUUGAGUACUUUUUUUUAUUGAUUUU